GCGCUCGCGAGGGAGGCGGGAGUGGCGGCGGCUGACAACCUUUGCGUGACGUCAGGUUACCUCGCGCUCCGGCGGCUCUGGGGCCUCGCGGAGGCGCGCGAGCGGGUUGAGCCGAAGGGGCGGUUGGAAUCGGCCGAGGCCGCUCGCUCCGGGUUGGUUCGUGAGCUUUUAUGCAGGAAGGAAGGGGGAGCUUUCUCAUACUUCAACCUCCUUUUGAGUUUUUUUUAUAUGUGUGCAGGGAUCAUUUCGUGCAUCGAGUCGGUGCAGAAAGCAGUGUUUUUUUAAACCUCCACCCUGUGUGUUUUUUUUACAACCUGCCGCAUAAUGUCGACAGACAGAGAACAAUGGAUAUUCUCGGCAUUGCGGGGAUAAACGCUGACCGUAGGGAAUAAGAGUGCGUUUUCUUUUUGCAUUCAUCCAACAAAAAAAACCCUCGGCGGCAUUGCUUUCCCUCAUCAUCACCCCUACCUUUGCCCCUAUCCCCUUCCUCCCGCACGAAGCUUUUCGUUUAAAAUUUAGACGAACGAACGCAACUGCUCGGCGGGUUUAGGGUUUGCCUAGGCUUUCCACCCCCUCCCUCCGAAGAGACUGUGAAGGUAUUUUAUCCUUUCGUUUGUGGAGCCCAACUGUUUUUAUUGGAAAAAUGGAGGCUGUUAUAGGGAAGGAAUGCAGUGCGCUUGGUGGACUGUUUCAGACCAUUAUCGGCGACAUGAAGGGAAGUUACCCAAUCUGGGAAGACUUUAUUAGCAAAGCGGGUAAGCUGCAGUCCCAACUAAGGACCACUGUGGUGGCUGCUGCUGCUUUUUUGGAUGCCUUUCAGAAAGUGGCAGAUAUGGCUACGAAUACCCGUGGUGCAACAAGAGAGAUUGGUUCAGCAUUAACCAGAAUGUGUAUGAGACACAGAAGCAUUGAGGCUAAACUUCGUCAGUUCUCAGCAGCUUUGAUCGAUUGCCUGAUAAAUCCGCUGCAGGAUCAAAUGGAAGAAUGGAAGAAAGUGGCCAAUCAGCUCGACAAGGACCAUGCAAAAGAAUAUAAGAAAGCUCGUCAAGAAAUCAAAAAGAAAUCAUCUGAUACAUUGAAACUUCAGAAAAAAGCAAAGAAAGGAAAAGGAGACAUUCAACCUCAGCUGGACAGUGCUUUGCAAGAUGUAAAUGACAAAUAUCUUCUGCUCGAAGAAACAGAAAAGCAAGCUGUUCGUAGAGCCCUCAUCGAGGAACGUAGUCGUUUCUGUGCUUUUGUUUCUAUGCUGCGACCUGUGGUUGAAGAAGAAAUGUCAAUGCUAGGGGAAGUAACCCAUCUGCAAACUAUUGCAGAUGACCUGACUAAUCUGACAAUGGAUCCUCACAAACUACCAACAGCCAGUGAGCAGGUAAUUAUUGACCUGAAGGGCUCUGAUUAUAACUGGACAUACCAAACCCCUCCGUCUUCUCCAAGCACCACCAUGUCCAGGAAGUCUAGUGUCUGCAGCAGUCUGAACAGCGUUAACAGUAGUGACUCCAGAUCCAGUGGAUCCCACUCUCACUCUCCCACUUCACACUAUCGCUACCGCAGCUCCAACCAGCCGCAACAAGUUCCAAUGAGGCUGUCCAGUGUAUCAUCCCAUGACUCUGGCUUCAUGUCCCAGGAUGCAUUCCAGUCCAAGUCCCCUUCCCCAAUGCCACCAGAAGGAACCAACCAGAAUUCAUCAAGCUCUGCCUCCUCUGAAGCUUCUGAAACGUGCCAAUCAGUUAGUGAGUGCAGCUCACCCACUUCAGUAAGCUCGGGUUCUACAAUGGGAGCCUGGGCAUCAACAGAAAAGUUGACAAAUGGGUUUGAUCACUUCAAUUCAUCUAGUGAACCAUACCUUGCCUCAGUUGGUACACGCUUUCUCCCACAUUUUCAGCCCUGUUCCCGACCCUGUUCCAGACCUUGUUCAGCAGUUCUCCCAGUUUAUCCUCAUUAUUAUACCAUUGGGCCUGGCAUGUUUCCAUCAUCAGUUCCUAGCUGGAAGGACUGGGCAAGACCAGGUCCCUAUGAUCAGCCAGGUGUAAACACUCUACCAAAGCGUAAAGACACAGAGCAGCGUCGAGAUACUGAACCUAAGGCAACAGCAUCCAUUGGCCAGAACGUACAGAUGGAUGAGGUUCAGAGAACUCGAAGUAUGACUGUCUCCACUGCUGCAAAGCAGGGGGAGGAAGUAGAAACUCAUGAAGAAUUAGCAUUGGCCUUGAGCCGAGGUCUUCAACUGGAUACGCAGAGGAGCAGUAGGGAUUCCUUACAAUGCUCCAGUGGAUACAGCACACAGACUACCACACCAUGCUGCUCAGAAGACACAAUUCCUUCGCAAGUUUCAGAUUAUGAUUACUUCUCGGUUAGUGGUGACCAAGAUGUUGAACAGACUGAGUUUGACAAGUCCUCCACCAUUCCACGAAAUAGUGAUAUAAGCCAGUCCUAUCGCCGCAUGUUCCAGGCAAAGCGCCCUGCAUCCACAGCAGGCUUGCCCACAAACUCUGGACCAGUGAUGACUCCAGGCGUUGCUACAAUUAGGCGGACGCCUUCAACCAAACCCUCAGUCCGAAGAGGAACUGUAGGUGCAGGCCCAAUACCGAUUAAGACCCCUGUGAUUCCUGUUAAAACACCAACUGUGCCUGAAGCAAGUGGGUCUUCUGGCAUGCAGCCUGGGCCAGAGGAGUGCUCAGAACAGGGUCCUGAGACUGCAGAAAGCAAUACAUCUUCACCUCCAUGCACGCAGGCACCUGUCACCCCACCUGUGCCAGCCCAGUCCAUAAACCCCACAGAAGAAGAGAGGCAGUCUGCAAUGAGCCAACAGAUGACAACAGUACUUGGAGCCCCCAACUUGGCUCCCACUUUGGCACCUGCAGCAGGGGAUCACUCUGGUGUAGCUUUGAGCCUGCAGGAGCCAGAUGCAUCAAGUGAGAGUUCCACGGCCCCCUUGCCUCCGCAAGGUGAAGACAUGCUCAGCGCCAUCCGACGGGGAGUAAAACUGAGAAAAACAACUACUAAUGACCGUUCGGCCCCAAGAUUUUCAUAAAUGUGCAGAUUAUAGUGUGGAGAUUAAGGUAGGGGUCUCUGUGAUCUGGAGAAAUCCAUUCCAGUGUGUAUUUGGGGAAAAAUGAUUCUCUCAGUAACGUACCACCAUGUAUAUUCUUUGAGAAGCCCAUGAGAGAGGAGACUGGUGGAAUAAAGGGGAAAAGGCAGUUGGGGAUUGGGGGAAGCUUUACUAGUUGCAUUAUCCUUUGGAUUUUACAGUCUAUAAAUAUAAAGACUGUGUUUCCUGUUGCAGCUGCUUUUUAGUUUGCCAGUUGCUUUAUUUCUCCCUUCUGCCAGAAGGUGCCAAAUCAUAUAUAACAUGCUAUGAAUCUCAUUGUAAUCUGACAGAGCACAACAUGUUAAAAGAUUUUUUUUAUUGAGGAAUGGAUAAUUUUAUUUAAAACUGUCAGGGUGGGUGUUCAGUGAUUGAAAGUUGAAGAGUACAUUGAAUUCAGAGCAUAUUGAGGAAAAUGGAAGAUUUUAUUUAUUGGAUUUUAUCCAUGUACAAAGAUUUUUCUAUAGGAUGGAGCGAUAAGCAGCAUCACUCAGUGUUAGACAUAUUUACUGUCUGUACAGUAAAUAGAGGUGAAUUAUAGCAGACUACCAGCUAACAUAAUAUAAGCAAUACAGCGCAACUAAGGCAUGAUGAGUCAGCGUGGAUUUAAUGUUUAGUCGUUAGAGUGCCAUGACAGUAACAGAUUUAAAGGAUGUUUUUACACAUUUAAACAUACAAUAAUUUUCUAGUGCUUAAUGUUGAUCCUAUUGAAAUGAGCCAUUCACAGUAACAGAAUUUGUAAUUUCAUAAACUGUUUAGACAUUGCUUUCUGUUAAAUUUAACUGACCACAGAAAUUGGCUUGUUUGUAUGCAUGUGGCCUAAUGUUAUUUUCUCUAUACCUGCAGCAGCUCAUAUGCCCUCUUCACCUUUCCCUUUCUCCACUAUUUUUCUAAUUUUAAAUGUGGAUUGUAGGCUAAAACAGUGGAAAGUAUGCGACAUACAGUAGUAUCACAUCUUUUUAAAAACUCAAAAGGUAGCAGGGAGUUCUCUAAAUAACAUUGCCUUUUUCUCAAAUUUUCUUUUUAAACAAAAGUUUCACCCAGCAGGCUGGGUAAGUAAAACCCAUAGAGUACAAUAAUAAGAAAACAAAACACAAUUUUCAUCUAUGACAGAGCAGUAGCCAUAGAAUUACAGCUCAGGUCUUAUCCCUUGUGCAACAAUACAUUCUAAUAAAAAUACUUUCAGGGGCUUGUUUGUUAUGUAUUGCAGCUCUCGAUUCAUACCUAAUUUUGAAUACGGGAAGCUGUAAAUUGAGGAGAGUACAAACAUUGUGUAUAAUUGCCUUCUCCUCUAUGCAUGAUUAAUACUUUAAUAUGUGUUUAGCAUUUUUGGUAAACUAAGCCUUUGCUUUGUCAAUGUUGUAUUUUGUUUGCAUCAAUAAUGGCUGGUAUAGCUCAUGCAAUUUUCAGUAAACCAGUACAUCCCCUUCAUUCCUCUUCUGUCAUCAUUCAAUGCCCUUACAAUGUCAGCACAAGGUAAUAGCAAGUGUGUAAAUUGUUUUCAAAUGCAGUUUGUUUUUUUUAAGCAUUAGCCACAAAGCGCAAUUAUGAGUGUUUUUAAUCUUGCAGGUGUUUUUAAAUAAUAUUUUGACAUUUCACGAGGCACAGAAAACAGAUAAUUUCCAUCGAAGAGAAUGUACAAAACAUUCUGGAGGCACAAAAUAUAGAGCUGCUGUUCAUUUUAAAUGAAGUUGUGUUUGAUCUUUGCAGUAAAGAUUGAGCAAACUAGCAUUUGAAAUUACACAGUUGCAACAUGUUUAAUAAACAAGUCCCUGGUUAGAAAAUAGUAAGAUCUUUGUAGUGCCUGUGGUGAUUCUGAUACAAAAAUGUAACUGAAAAAAUAAAUAUACAAUGAGACAGGAAUAGUUAAUCUACAAUAGUAAUUCCAGCUGAUGCAGAUUGCAGAUGAUGCUAAUAGUCAAUGGUUACUUACUAGCUCUUAAUACUAAAAUCAUAGCCACAACAGUAAUUGUUCAGUGCAAGAGAAGCGUAGGCAAACUUCAUCAAGACAUAGUAUGUCAAAGUAGAUUCUAAAAUUCAUCACACAUCCUUGCAUCUCUUCAUGGUUAAAUAUUAAAGAAUGUUGCCAAAAUUUUAAUAAAGCGUAAACAGAAUUGUUUUUGGAAUAGUAAACAUUUGACGUGUUUUGCAUAUUGUAAAAAAAAAUCACACUGAAACUAGAAUUGUUUCUAAUGGUAAAUUAUUGUGGUUUUUGUUUCUGGUUUGUAUUGAGAGUUGACCUCUCCUUGUGGAGUUUCAUUUUGUUUGACAGGUGUAAAUAUAACAAUAUAUAAUUUUUGUGUCAGCCUCUUCUGUGUAAUGAUUGCUUCAGCCUAUAUUAAAGAAAUUUAAAGAAUCUA
Messenger RNA from Pristis pectinata (smalltooth sawfish), 5445 nucleotides. Its product is annotated as protein MTSS 1-like. Gene Ontology annotation, biological process: positive regulation of actin filament bundle assembly; plasma membrane organization; adherens junction maintenance. Lineage: Eukaryota; Metazoa; Chordata; Chondrichthyes; Rhinopristiformes; Pristidae. The coding region runs from base 644 to 3031 and encodes 795 amino acids. The record is from RefSeq and is a predicted model, not a curated record. The transcript is spliced from 15 exons. Gene Ontology annotation, cellular component: cytoplasmic side of plasma membrane; actin cytoskeleton. Gene Ontology annotation, molecular function: phospholipid binding; actin binding.